Molecule: messenger RNA, 836 nt
Organism: Nicrophorus vespilloides
Lineage: Eukaryota; Metazoa; Arthropoda; Insecta; Coleoptera; Silphidae
Exons: 2
Coding region: 75-803 (242 amino acids)
Source: RefSeq, a predicted model, not a curated record
CAACAUCAACAUCAUCAUCACAUCAGUGUGAAUCAGUUUUUUUUGUUUGUUAUCCGAAGAGUAAAGUGAACACGAUGUCGGUGCGUUUUUUGUGCUUGUUUGUGCUGGCCUUGGCCAUGAGGGCUUCCGCCGACGGUCUGGAAAAUGCGGGCGUUCGCAUCGCGAUGCGUGUUUACGACGAGUGCAGCAAAUCCGAAGGAUUCUCCCCUUGCCUGAAGAAGAAGGCAAUCACCUUCCUGGGACGCUUGGGUCGCAUGGAUAAGCUCACCUUAGGAGAUGGCUUCAACGUGGUCAAAGCCGAAGACGCUCCCAUCUCUGAGAACCUCAUCUCCGAGGAGGAACUCGAGAAGACUUUACCGCGUGCCUCCGAUUCCGCUCUCGAUUCCAUCCUGAUGGACAAGAUCUCCAACUUCAUCGGCUCCAGGACCAUCCAAAUCACCAUGCCCAAAUUCUCAGCUUCGGAUCUUAGCUUCGAAGAAGGUCGUGGCAAGAAGAUGAAGGGUAUGAUGGGAGGCAUGAUGAUGGGAAUCGCCGCCAAGAUGGCAGCUCUGAUCCCUGUAGCCAUCGCCGGUCUCUUCCUCCUCGCUGGUAAAGCCUUGAUCACCGCCAAAAUCGCUCUUCUCCUCUCAGGAAUCAUCGCCUUGAAGAAAUUGUUGGCUUCCAAGCACAGCGGUGGUGGCGGCGGCGGUGGACACUCCGGUGGACACGGAGGAUGGUCUUCAGGAGGCAGCGGUGGCGGAUGGGACAAGAGGUCUUUCGACGAAUCCCAGCAACUCGCCUACAAAGCCUACAUCCCACAAUAAAAACCUCAAAUACCACACAAUCCAAAUCCCCAA